Molecule: messenger RNA, 614 nt
Organism: Merops nubicus (carmine bee-eater)
Lineage: Eukaryota; Metazoa; Chordata; Aves; Coraciiformes; Meropidae
Gene: JAM2
Product: junctional adhesion molecule 2
Exons: 7
Biological process (GO): leukocyte tethering or rolling
Cellular component (GO): protein complex involved in cell adhesion; tight junction; cell surface
Source: RefSeq, a predicted model, not a curated record
AGGCUAUUCUUAGUUGCAAGCACAAAUUUUCAAAAGGGAUGAGCUUAAGAAUAGAAUGGAAGAAAAUCCAGUCUCAAGGAGUCUCAUUUGUCUACUACAACAGUGAAUUUACAGUGGCUCCGACGACGCCGGUGUGCCAGGUGCCCAGCUCUGCCAUGACGGGGACCGUGGUGGAGCUCAGCUGCAAGGAGACGGAGGGGUCGCCUCCCUCCCAGUACCAGUGGUACAAGAACGGCGUCGCCCUGCUGGAAAAGACAGGAGCAGGCAGUGCUAGAGCAGCCAACGUAACUUACACUAUGAAUAAGAAGUCUGGCACUCUGCUGUUUAACACAGUUACAAAGAACGACACCGGAGAGUAUUUCUGUGAAGCCUCCAAUGGGAUUGGAUUGUCUCGGAAAUGCUCAGUGAAGAGAAUGCAAGUUGAUGACCUUAACGUCAGUGGUAUCAUUGCUGCUGUAGUAAUUGUGGCUCUGGUAAUGGCAUUGUGUGGCCUUGGAGUAUUUUAUGCCCAAAAAAAGGGCUACUUUACAAAGGAAAGCCCUUCCCAAAAGAUGACCAACUAUCAAUCUACGAGUGAAAAGGAUUUCAAGCAUACCAAGUCCUUUGUUAUUUAG